Clonostachys solani is the source of this 939-nucleotide messenger RNA. NCBI's taxonomy places the organism in Eukaryota, Fungi, Ascomycota, Sordariomycetes, Hypocreales, Bionectriaceae. The record is from the annotation of a GenBank genome assembly.
AUGUCCACCAGCUCAAGAGAGAACUCUCUCGGGAUCCGCCGUGACGGUCUUGGGAGACGCCAUGCCAUUCCCGACAACCUCCGCAACCUCGUCGUCCUCACCGUUGGCGAGUUUUUCGGCACCUUCAUGUUCCUCCUCCUCGCUUUUGUCGGCACCCAGGCUGCGCUCAACACCAAUGAUCCCAGUGACCCCUCCGCCCCCCUCAUGCCAUUCUCCCUCCUCUACAUCGCCGCCUCCUUCGGAUGCUCCCUCGCCGUGAAUGUAUGGAUCUUCUACCGUGUCACUGGCGGAAUGUUCAACCCGGCUGUCACACUCGGUCUCCUCCUCGUCGGAGCCGUGACACCCAUUCGCGCUCUAUGCAUCGUCCCUGCCCAGCUCGUCGCCGGUAUCGCAGCAGCUGCCGUGACGGAUGGUCUCCUGCCCGGUCCUCUGGGCGUGGCCAAUGCGCUGAGCAACGGCACCAGCGUCGUCCAGGGCCUCUUCCUCGAGAUGUUCCUCACUGCGCAGCUCGUCCUCACCGUCUACUUCCUCGCGGUCGAGAAGCACAGGGCCACGUUCCUUGCCCCCAUCGGCAUCGGCAUCUCCGUCUUCAUUGCGCACAUUGCCGGCACAAACUUCACCGGCACCUCCAUCAACCCUGCGCGCUCCUUCGGUCCCGCUGUCAUCACCGGGUUCGUCGGGUAUCACUGGAUCUACUGGCUGGGGCCCUUCAUGGGCUCGUUCCUCUCGUUUGGCGUGUACUCGCUCAUGAAGUGGCUGGAGUACCGCACCGCCAACCCUGGCCAGGAUGACGGGGACGUCGAGUCGGGAAAGUUUCUUCCAAGUGGUCCGCUGUCCCCUGUUGCGGUUGUCGAGUCCGAAGGUAAGCCCCGGCCCACAACUGGCAGGAAUGACAGCGUCAUGGACGGCCAGGUGCAUGAUGGCGUGUCUCAGGUUUGA